Messenger RNA from Phymastichus coffea, 1149 nucleotides. RefSeq names its product piggyBac transposable element-derived protein 3-like. The coding region runs from base 1 to 1149 and encodes 382 amino acids. The record is from RefSeq and is a predicted model, not a curated record. The transcript has 4 exons. Lineage: Eukaryota; Metazoa; Arthropoda; Insecta; Hymenoptera; Eulophidae.
AUGACAACAGUUUCAACCAAUCAGAUCGCGAAUAAAAAGGCUACAACAUGGCUUCCAUCACUUUUUUAUAAGGGGAAAUUGAAGGAAGUUAUUGUUGAUGCUACUCGUGAAAAUGGAUAUGAUCUUACGAUUGAAGAGCUAGAUGUUUUUGUUGGGAUAUUAAUUACAUCUAUGUUCAAUGGCAGAAAAUCCCAAAAGGAUUAUUGGUCCAGACUGUCACUUUUACGUUGUGAACCUAUAGCUGCUGCUAUGUCAAGAAAUAAAUAUUCCACUAUCAAAGAAAAAAUUAAAAUGUCUAAAGAUAGCGAUGCUCUAUCCGUUGAUGAGAUGAUGAUUAAGUUCUAUGGUCGAACGGUCUUGAAGCAGUACAUACAAAAUAAACCUGAUCGUUUUAGGAUAAAAAUGUGGGCUUUAUGUACGGUCAAUGGGUUUCUCUUAGACUGCGAUAUUUAUUGCGGAAAAGGGACGAAUAUUUAUGCUUCAGAGACGAACCCAAAACUUAGUAAAUGCGCUUUAGGUAGCCGAGUAGUUCUUCAAAUGGUUCAAAACUUACUUCUGACAGUCACUCCAAGAAAAUUGUAUCAAUAUCAUCUUACAUUUGAUAAUUUCUUUACUGGUCCAGAUUUAUUGGUACAUUUAAAAAAUAUAGGAUUACGAGCUACAGGAAUUGGUUUGAAUUAUAUAACCGUUAUGGACUCGAAGCCCGUUUCGGUUCUUUCAACUUGUGCUAGUGUAAGGCCUUUCGGAACGGUGAGAAGAUAUUCUAAAGAACAAAAAAAGAAAGAAACCUUAGAAUUUCCAAGAGCUUUCACAUUCUACAAUCAAUAUAUGGGCGGUGUUGAUCUUCACGACUCGUAUUGUAGUAAUUUGAGAAGUCCUAUACGAUCUAAAAAAUGGACGUGGGUUAUUUUUAUGAGACUCAUUCAAUCUUCGAUAACGAAUGCUACUGUUCUGAAGAAUUUGGUAACUCAUGACAAAAAAAUAGGAACGAAAGACACAGCACUGGCUGUUGCUGAAAGCUACUUAGCAAAAUCAAGUUACAAUUUGGAAAGACAUAGAUAUGAAACAGCCCCGGGAAAAAAAUACUGUACCAAUAGUAAAAGUUGUGCAAAACAUAAGAAGCGAUUAGUCAUUCGAAAACUAUGGUGA